Messenger RNA from Phyllostomus hastatus (greater spear-nosed bat), 4915 nucleotides. It is a transcript of the gene SYNJ2, whose product is annotated as synaptojanin 2. The transcript is spliced from 27 exons. Gene Ontology annotation, cellular component: presynapse; perinuclear region of cytoplasm. Gene Ontology annotation, biological process: phosphatidylinositol dephosphorylation; synaptic vesicle endocytosis; brain development. Gene Ontology annotation, molecular function: phosphatidylinositol-4,5-bisphosphate 5-phosphatase activity; RNA binding. The record is from RefSeq and is a predicted model, not a curated record. Lineage: Eukaryota; Metazoa; Chordata; Mammalia; Chiroptera; Phyllostomidae. Bases 118 to 4548 code for a protein of 1476 amino acids.
GGCGGCGCGGAGGCGCCCGGGAGGGGCCUGCGCCAGCCCCAGCCCCAGCCUCUGCACAAAGUGAAACUCCUGGAAGUUGCGGGCGCGGGAAGCCUGGCGGCCGCGGCCCGGGCGCCCAUGGCUCUGAGCAAAGGGCUGCGGCUGCUCCGGCGGCUGGAGGCCGCGGGCGACAGCAGCGUCCUGCUGGAGGCGCGCGGCCGCGGGGACUGCCUGCUCUUCGAAGCCGGCACGGUGGCCACGCUCGCCCCGGAGGAGAAGGAGGUCAUCCGAGGCCAGUACGGGAAGCUCACGGACGCUUACGGCUGCUUGGGGGAGCUCAGGCUGAAAUCCGGUGACGCGUCCCUGAGCUUCCUGGUUUUGGUGACGGGCUGCACGUCUGUGGGCAGAAUCCCGGAGGCUGAGAUCUACAAAAUCACCGCCACCGACUUCUACCCGCUGCAGGAGGAGGUGCGGGAGGAGGACCACCGGCUCACGGCCCUCAGGAAGAUCCUCAACUCGGGCGUCUUCUACUUCUCGUGGCCCAGCGACGGGUCCCACUUCGACCUCACCGUCCGGGCGCAGAAGCAGGGCGAUGACAGCCACGAGUGGGGGGACGCCUUCUUUUGGAACCAGCUGCUGCACGUGCCCCUGCGGCAGCACCAGGUGAGCUGCUGCGACUGGCUGCUGAAGGUCAUCUGCGGGGUGGUGGCCAUCCGCACGGUGUACGCCUCGCACAAGCAGGCCAAGGCCUGCCUCAUCUCUCGCAUCAGCUGCGAACGCGCCGGUGCGCGCUUCCACAUCCGCGGCGUGAACGACGAUGGCCACGUGUCCAACUUCGUGGAGACGGAGCAGACGAUCUACAUGGAUGACGGCGUGUCGUCCUUCGUCCAGAUCAGAGGCUCCGUCCCGCUGUUUUGGGAGCAGCCAGGGCUGCAGGUUGGGUCCCACCAUCUGAGACUCAACAGAGGCCUGGAAGCGAACGCCCCGGCUUUCGACAAGCAUAUGGUCCUGCUGAAGGAGCAGUAUGGGCAGCAAGUGGUCGUGAACCUGCUGGGGAGCAGGGGUGGUGAGGAGGUACUCAACAGAGCCUUCAAGAAGUUGCUCUGGGCUUCCUGCCACGCCGGCGACACGCCUAUGAUCAACUUUGACUUCCACCAGUUUGCCAAAGGCGGGAAGCUCGAGAAGUUGGAGAACCUCCUGAGGCCCCAGCUGCAGCUCCACUGGGAUGACUUCGACGUGUUCACCAAGGGCGAGGGGGUGAGUCCACGUUUUCAGAAAGGCACCCUGCGCAUGAACUGCCUCGACUGCCUGGACCGGACCAACGCCGUGCAGAGCUUCAUCGCACUCGAGGUCCUCCACCUGCAGCUCGAGAGCCUGCGGCUGAAUUCCAAGCCCAUUGCCGACCGCUUUGGGGAGUCCUUCAGAGCCAUGUGGUCCCUGAACGGGCACAGCCUGAGCAAGAUGUUCACGGGCAGCCGGGCCCUGGAGGGCAAGGCCAAGGUGGGGAAGCUGAAGGACGGGGCCCGGUCCGUGUCUCGCACCAUCCAGUCCAACUUCUUCGACGGGGUGAAGCAGGAGGCCAUCAGGCUGCUGCUGGUCGGGGACGUCUGCGCCGAGGAGUCCGCGGACAGAGGGAGGGUGCUUCUGGACAACGCAGCCCUGCUGGUGACUCCCAGGAUCCUGAGGGCGAUGCUGGAGCGGCAGUCGGAGUUCACGCGCCUCAAGCAGAUCCGCGUCGCCGUGGGGACCUGGAACGUGAACGGUGGGAAGCAGUUCAGGAGCAACCUCCUGGGGACGGCCGAGCUGGCCGACUGGCUGCUGGACUCGCCCAGGCUCUCGGGCGCCGCCGAGCCCCAGGAUGACAGCAGCCCAGCAGACAUCUUUGCCGUGGGGUUCGAGGAGAUGGUGGAGCUGAGCGCAGGGAAUAUCGUCAAUGCCAGCACCACCAACCGGAAGAUGUGGGGCGAGCAGCUGCAGAAGGCCAUCUCGCGCUCCCAUCGGUACAUUCUCUUGACCUCGGCGCAGCUGGUGGGCGUCUGCCUUUACAUCUUCGUGCGCCCCUACCACGUCCCGUUCAUCAGGGACGUGGCGAUCGACACGGUGAAGACGGGCAUGGGAGGCAAGGCUGGGAACAAGGGGGCCGUGGGCAUCCGCUUCCAGUUCCACAGCACCAGCCUCUGCUUCGUGUGCAGCCACCUGACGGCCGGGCAGUCCCAGGUGAAGGAGAGGAACGAGGACUACAGGGAGAUCACGCAGAAGCUGAGUUUCCCCAUGGGGAGAAACAUCUUUUCUCACGACUACGUGUUCUGGUGUGGCGAUUUCAACUACCGCAUUGAUCUCACGUACGAAGAAGUCUUCUAUUUUGUGAAACGCCAAGACUGGAAGAAACUUCUGGAAUUUGAUCAGCUGCAGCUGCAGAAGUCCAGUGGAAAAAUCUUCAAAGACUUCCACGAAGGCACCAUUAACUUCGGACCCACCUACAAGUAUGAUGUCGGCUCCGCGGCCUACGACACCAGCGACAAGUGCCGCACCCCCGCCUGGACAGACAGGGUCCUGUGGUGGAGGAAGAGGCACCCCUUGGACGGGAUGGCCGGAGAAGUCAACCUCCUGGACAACGACCUGGAUGCGGACUCCAAGGUCAGACACACCUGGUCUCCCGGCACCCUCAGGUAUUACGGCCGAGCAGAGCUGCAGGCGUCCGAUCACAGACCCGUGCUGGCCAUCGUGGAGGUGGAAGUUCAAGAAGUGGACGUGGGUGCUCGGGAGCGGGUGUUCCAGGAAGUGUCCUCUUUCCAGGGCCCGCUGGACGCCACCGUCGUCGUCGACCUCCAGUCGCCGACGCCGGAGGAGCAGACCGAGUUCCCCGAGGACGUGCGCGCCGAGCUCAUGCAGACCCUGGGGAGCUAUGGGACCAUCGUUCUCGUCAGGAUCAACCAAGGGCAGAUGCUGGUGACUUUCGCAGACAGCCACUCGGCGCUCAGCGUUCUCAAUGUGGACGGCAUGAAGGUGAAAGGCCGGGCAGUGAAGAUCCGGCCGAAGACCAAGGACUGGCUCAAAGGUCUGCAGGAGGAGAUCUCCCGGAAGCGGGACAGCAUGGCCUCCGUGUCGCCCACGGCCAACUCCUGCCUGCUGGAGGAGAACUUCGACUUCACGAGCUUGGACUACGAGUCAGAAGGGGAUAUUCUCGAAGACGAAGAAGACUAUUUGGAUGAAAUAAGCCAGACCGUGGUCUCAGACAGUGACCUGGCGGGGGACGACCUUUCCGACGCUUCCGGCUCCACGGCAGCGGCACCGCCCGGCAAGUCCCCUGCGCUCACCAAGAAGAAGCAGCACCCAACCUACAAAGGUGACGCCGACCUGGCGGAGUUAAAGCAGGAGCUGGAAGCUGUUGGGGACCGCCACCGUUCUCCAAGUAGGUCUCUGUCGGUUCCCGGUCGGCCUCCGCCGCCGCGCCCGCCGCAGAGACCCCCCCCUCCAACGGGCUUCAUGGUGAAAAAGUCGGCCUCGGACGUGUCCAUCUCCUCCGGCACCCACGGGCAGUACUCGAUUCUGCCGACAGCGAAGCUCCUGCCGGGAGCGCCUCAGCAGGCGCCCAAAGCGAGGACUGGGAUAAGCAAACCCUACAACGUCAAGCAGAUCAAAACUACCAACGCUCAGGAGGCGGAAGCAGCAAUCCGGUGUCUCCUGGAAGCCAGAGGAGGCGCGCCAGGAGAAGCCCUAGACGCCACGGCCCUGAGGGACCAGGGGUCUUCCAAACCAGAGCCCACUGCAGGGGCGGCCCCGCCCCUGCCCCGUCGGCCAGCGCCCAGAGUCCCUGCCAUCAAGAAGCCAACCUUGAGGAGGACCGGGAAGCCCACGUCACCGGAAGAACCACAGGGGCAACAGCCGGUCCACUUUACGAUUGGGCCCCCCGAGACGAGCCCCGAAGCCCCUCCUCUCGUGGCAGCCCCUCCUGUCCCCAAACCGAGAACGCUGCAUCCUGGGAAAGGUGCCGAGAGGGGGCCCGGCGUGGAAAAGCCAGCCGAGGAUGAGGCCCCCGCCGCCACCGUGGCCUCCCUCCUGGAAGCCCCGCCCCUUGCGCCCCAGGCGCCCCCGAGGAGGAAGAAGUCCGCCCCCGCGGCCUUCCACCUGCAGGUUCUGCAGACACACAGCCAGCUGCUCCAGGGGCUCGGCGGCCCCCCUGCGCACCAGCCUGACCGGGGCUCGCCCUUUCCACAGCCGGCCUUCCCGGGCCCUUCGUCAGCUGCAAGCCCCGAGACCCACGGCCCCAAGGGGCCGAAGCCAGAGGCGGCCCCCCUUCUGGGCGGCUGUCAGGACCCCUUCUGGAGCCUUCUCCACCACCCCAGCCUGCUGAACAACACCUGGCUCUCCAAGAGCUCUGACCCCCUGGACGCGGGGACCAGGAACCUCGGAAGGGUGCACACAGCCCCACCGCAACUCAGCGGCUCAGCUGCCGAGGCGGGGCCGCCGCCGGAGCCCAGGCAAAAAGACUUGGGUCCCUGGGCCGCCGUCAGCGACGAGGACAAGAGGACAGUGCUGGAGGUGUUCGACCCGCUGGCGGAAACCUGAGUGGGAGCCCCGGACAGCGCCCUCGUGGAACGUGCGCCUUCUUCCCUCUGGCAUCGCCAUGCAGAGACAGGCCCCGGGGCCUCGCCCCCCCCCCCCCCCCGGUCAAAAGCCACCCCUGCCUAGGGCACGCUGAGAAGACACCCCUACCUGUCACUCGUGCCGUGUGCGCGAGUCCUGCCUCGCGUGCAGCAAGGUGACGCUGCAGCCACCGAGAAACGUCUCCUUCCGGACUCGCGCAGUUCAGGUUCCCUCUCGGGGGUGCGGGACACUGCCCAUGGGAGUCGGCGUGCGGGUUUUAGAAAAGGGAGUUAGCGGAGCGUGCCUAAUAAGUCCUCUCCCGUCGAAUUUUAAAUGGCUGUUCAAUGUA